Messenger RNA from Lathyrus sativus (Indian pea), 948 nucleotides. Lineage: Eukaryota; Viridiplantae; Streptophyta; Magnoliopsida; Fabales; Fabaceae. The record is from the annotation of a GenBank genome assembly.
AUGAAAGGCAAUGAGAAAGGCAGCAAGCCAAAUUUCAUGACAAUAUGGACCAAUUGUGUACCUUGUGAUGGAUGCUACAAACAAAUCAACCCUCUGUUUGAUCCUAAAAAAUCUUCCUCUUAUAGUAAUGUCUCGUGCGAUUCUUCUCAGUGUAACGACCUUCAUUCACAUGAGUGUUCUCCUGAGAACCAUUGCAGUUACAACUAUGGCUAUGCAAAUAGUUCUGUUACUCAAGGAGUUCUUGCACAAGAAACAGUUACCCUAACAUCAAGUACAAAUAAACCUGUUGCCCUUAAAAAUAUUCUUAUUGGUUGUAGACAUAACAACACAGGAACUUUCAAUGACCAUGAAAUGGGUAUAAUUGGUCUUGGGAGAGGACCAACUUCUUUGAUUUCUCAAAUAAGUCCUUUAUUUGGAGGCAAGAAGUUUUCUCAGUGCUUGGUUCCAUUUCAAUUGAGUUUUGGAAAAGGCAGUGAAGUAUCAGGGGAAGGUGCGGUUACAAUGCCUAUGGUUAUAACACCGGAUCCGACAUCGUAUUUAGUUACAUUGCUAGGUGUUAGUAUGGGAGAUAUCUACUUUCCUUAUAAUUCAAAGGGUAACAUGUUGGUUGAUUCAGGGACACCGCCAAUUUAUAUACCUAAUGAUUUGUAUGAUAGAGUGGCUAAGGAAAUAAGAAACAAAGUUUCAAUGGAACCUGUUACAGAUGAUCCUAGUUUGGGUACUCAACUUUGUUAUAAAACAAACACUAAUCUUGAUGGACCAAACCUUACAUUCCAUUUUGAACAUGGAGAUAUAGUUUUAACACCAAUUCAAACCUUUGUUUCACCAAAAAAAUGGCGUUUUCUGCUUGGCAUUUAUGGUAAUUUUGCACAAUCAAAUUAUUUGAUUGGGUUUGUUAUAGAGAAAGAGUUGAUUUCUUUCAAGCCAGCUGAUUGUACUAAACAAUAG